GUAGCCCGGCCGCCCUUGGCGAGUGUCAUGGCGGCGCGCAUGGGGCUACGCUGUUCGCACGUGUUGAGGAACACGCAAGCGGCAGUCGGUGGCGGAACACAUCGACGGCUGCUGCUGCUGCCUCUGCUCCACCAGCACCACCACCAUGUCCACUUCUCAACGCAGCCGCAAGCAGCAGCGACGACGAAGGGGGAGUCCGAGACGACCGCCGCAGUGGGGCCUCGCUACCCGCCCGUGCUCCCCUCGCUCACGGCCAUGAGCAAAGCGGCCGCGGCGCGGAGGCGUCAGGAGGCGCGGGCCAGGGUGAGGGACGCUCCGAGCGCCGCCGAGAAGAUCCGCAUGCUGAGCAGCGUGCAGCGCCUCAAGUACGUCGUGAGUCCGCUCACCUUCUCGCUCAACGCCGACCGCCCCUACCAGCACUUCACCAAGACCGCCUUCGUGCAGCGCCUUCCAGAGCGACUCGCGGCUCCCGUCUCGUCGUCGUUGCCGCUGGGCCGGGCCGGUGGCUUGGUGAGGGAUGCCCUUCUCCAGGAGUUCGCCUUCGUGCGCCGGCAGCGGGGCCCGCUGUACCGCGAGCGGCGGCACGUGGUGGAGGCGUUCGUGGUGAACCUGGUGUCCAGGCUGACCGCCUUGCUCGCCGGGAGCAACUCGGCUCUUGGAGAGGCCUGCAUCGACGUGAAACCGGACGUGGGGUUUUACUGGUGGCGGGGCGAGAGGAAGGUGCCACGGGGCCACCGGAGCGGCAAGAUUGAACCCAUACGUUUCCAGAUUGAAGACAAGCCCAUCAACCAGAUACGCAUGCAGCAGCAGCUGCCCGAGUUCAUUCCUAUUGAUUCAGACCUCUCAAUAGAUGGUGAAGUCCCCAGCUACACCAACGAUCCAUGCCACCUUCCUCUUUUCAAGAGGCAGUUCGAGAACAAAAUAUUCACAGGAGCAAAAAUAAACGACCCGUACCGUUACGGCCACACUCAGUUUCACGUCACGGCUGACAAGCUGAACCCUAAGAAACUGGCUGAAAAGGGCAUCGCUGACCAGGUGGAGGUGCGGCUGAGGGCUCACGCCAUCGCCAGCCUCUUUGCCUGGACAGGAGCCCAGGCGAUGUACCAAGGUUUCUGGGCGGACGAGGACUUGACGCGGCCCUUCGUCUCGCAAGCCGUCAUCACCGACGGCAUCCACUUCUCCUUCUUCUGCUACCAGCUCAACACGCUGGCGCUGGACACUCACACCGAUGGGGGAAAUGCACGGCGUAAUGUGUGCUGGGGCACGCAGAGCAUGCGCCUCUACGACGCCGUCGAGGGCUCCCAGGUGCACGGGUUCAACGAUGAGGUGGUUACGAUGCUCGUGCGCCUGCUGCUCAACCAGCCACUCAAUCCCGUGCUCAUGGCGGAGGCGGCGGAGGUGGCCACAAGCGCCGCCACCACCACCACCACCACCACACCUGUUGGUGCUGGGGAAGGCCCAACGACGAGCGGUUGAUGGAGGAAACGCCACAUCAAGUGUGGCGGGCAAAAGAUGGGCACUCUUGCCUGCGUUUAUUUAGUAGGCAUGUAACUGAUUGGGAUUUCAUUUCUGCCAGGCCUGUUUGGGUUGGUGACCCUGGAAAAUAUUUCCACAUCCAUCGCAUCCGGUAUUACUUUGGCCGUGGCUACUCGUCCACAUGCCACCUACUUCGGUGUACAAGUGACCGAGCGAAUAUUGACCGGGAAAUUAAGCCAUACAUAGAUACAUUCGGGGUGUGCAACCGAAGGGCCAUCCAUGAAUCAGAAACAGCCUGUGGUGUGGUGUCAGCAGUAGCAGUAGAUAGAACACGAACGGGCUGCCAUGAUGUCACCUUCGUGAACGUUUAUGCCCACGGGUGCCUGCGAGGAGCUCGACGUUUCGCAUUGUUUGGACCAGCGUCAAAAAAGGUUGCACACCCUUACGUUGUAUGGAAUUGGUUGACGUAAACCCCGUGGCCCCAUUCGCAACAAUGGUAAAUAAAAUUAUUCUUGAACUGGAUUUUACCCUGAAUUGACGAUUUAUUGAAUUGUAAAGCAAGCUGAAUAGUUACAUGCCUGUGUAUUUUGUAAGUGUAAACGUGUAACAUUACGGUGUUUGACUGCUAUCGCACUAUCAUAUUAAAUUGACGAGAAGACGGUG
This is a messenger RNA of Lethenteron reissneri (Far Eastern brook lamprey), 2139 nucleotides long. RefSeq names its product mitochondrial ribosomal protein S30 (gene MRPS30). Gene Ontology annotation, biological process: translation. Gene Ontology annotation, cellular component: ribosome; mitochondrion; mitochondrial large ribosomal subunit. The record is from RefSeq and is a predicted model, not a curated record. NCBI's taxonomy places the organism in Eukaryota, Metazoa, Chordata, Hyperoartia, Petromyzontiformes, Petromyzontidae. Gene Ontology annotation, molecular function: structural constituent of ribosome.